AGGUCAUUUUUGGUUGAAUUACGAUUGCUGUCGCUCCUAAGGCUAAUGCCGCUUCCGCUACUUGUCAUCAUGAAUGUAACAUUUAAUACGGUUUUUUUUCACAGAUGCAUAAGGUUACCCCGACUAAGCACACAGUCGCUAAGCCUAGCCAAAGUAGCGCAUGUAGAUAAACAAACAAAAUGCACAGGGCGCUGACAUUUUGUUGGAAUCUGCCAUUUUAAUGAAGUUGAAUUCCCUAUUUGGUUAUGGCUCUUAUGUCAGAGUUCAAUUGAUUGUUUACGUUCAAGGAGGAGAGCAUGAAAUGGCGGGAAAGGUUAAACCUAUCGACAGACAAUCUGUGCAUCAGAUAUGUUCUGGUCAAGUUGUCCUCAAUCUAGCUACAGCGGUCAAGGAACUUGUAGAAAAUAGCUUGGAUGCUGGAGCCACCAGUAUCGAAAUACGACUGAAGAAUCAUGGAUCAGAAUUACUUGAAGUGAUUGACAAUGGGUCAGGGGUCAAGAAAGAAAACUUUGAAGCUUUAAGUAAGUGCCUUAAGAGGAAAAGUGUUGUAGCCCAGACCCACAAUAACAGUUGUAUUCGUGACAACAUUAGUAACAUCUAUGGACCAAAGGCCUUACAAAACUUGUUAGAUCUAAAACAAAGUGAGCCCUCUAUAGAUUGUUGUGAAGAAUUCGGUGUCAAAAUAUGCUCACAAGAUAAAAGUGUAUUCAGCAUCUCAGGUUAUAUAUCAAGCUGUGAACAUGGGUCCGGUAGAAGCAGUGCAGACAGACAAUACUACUUCAUAAAUAGCAGACCAUGUGAUUUUCCAAAGGUAUCAAAGCUUGUAAAUGAAGUUUACCAUAUGUACAACAGGCAUCAAUAUCCGAUGGUAGUACUCAACAUAACUUUACAAAAAGAUUAUGUUGAUGUAAAUUUAACACCAGAUAAACGAAAAAUACUUGUACAAGAAGAAAAGACUUUGUUGGCAGUCAUUAAGACUUCACUUGUAAAACUAUUUGAACCACUGUCCGGUACCUACCAACUAAAACAGCCUAUGAAAUCUAAUUUAUUACCAAGUAGUUUUACUAGUAGAAUGAAAUGUGAUUCAGUGGAAAUUGUAAGAUCUGGAGAAAAACCAAUGUCAAAGGUUACCAAAGCUACUUUAUCUAAUUUGAAAAGAUCUUUCUCUCAUCCAGAUGCAGAGAAAAAUGACACACCUGAAAAGAAAUCUAAAUGUCCCAAACUUGAUAAUUUCUUCACACGGUUACCACCACAAUCUGACAAUGAGACCAGUGAGGAUGAUGCAACAGGCAGUCCAGAGAAAGCUGAUAUUCUUGAUAUCAACCCAAAGGACAAUACAGUUUUAGAUGUUAUUGAAACCAACAAUGAGGAAUUUAAUGGAAAAACUGAUGGAAAGGAAUCCUAUGAAACAGCAGAUGGUAAAGGCAAUCAUGAGAUUUCAUUACCAACAUCAGGACAAUCAUGCAUCAUAAAAGUAGAGAACUUUAACAGUUUCGAAGAGCUCAAACAAGAGAGUUCACAAAGUUCCUUGACAGACAGGUUUCAUGAUUCACCAGUGUUAGAUGGUGAUCACAGUGGAAGUGGAGAUCUAGAAAGACCAUCUACUGAUGUUAAGUUAGAAAGUGAAGAUUCAUUUGAAGCUGUUGAUAACAGGGGAAUUAGUGAACAAAAACUAGAUAUAUAUGUCGAUGAAGCAUCCACAGUUUUGAAAAAGAAUGUAACCAUUCCGUUUAGUUUUGAAGGUCUUAAAAAAUGUCUUGUUACAGAAGAAGUUGUUUCGGGAUCUGAUGCCAAUGUUGGAUCAUUCCAUGCUUCAAUCACUCCAGCUGAUAACACCGCCGCUGAAAGUGAGCUUGUUCGUCAUAUUAGCAAAGACAUGUUUAGCAAAAUGGAGAUCCUUGGUCAGUUUAAUCUGGGGUUCAUUAUUGCAAAGCUGAAGAGUGACCUUUUCAUUAUUGACCAGCAUGCAACCGAUGAAAAGUUCAACUUUGAAACAUUUCAAAGAACAACUACUCUACAAAGCCAGAAGCUAAUACAACCCAUGAGGCUUGAACUAACAGCUGUAAAUGAGUCUAUACUUAUGGAUAAUAUUGAUAUAUUUCGAAAGAAUGGCUUUGAAUUUGAGAUAUCAGAAGAUGCACCAUUAACACAGAAAGUUAAGUUGGUUUCAUUACCAAUCAGCAAAAACUGGACAUUCGGCACAGAUGACAUUAAUGAGAUGAUCUUCAUGCUAAUGGAUGCACCAGGAACUAUGUGCCGUCCUUCACGUGUUCGGCAGAUGUUUGCCUCCAGAGCCUGUCGAAGUUCAGUGAUGAUAGGAACUGCGCUCAAUCAAUCCGAUAUGAAGAAGCUUGUUCGUCACAUGGGAGAAAUUGACCAACCAUGGAACUGUCCUCAUGGUCGACCCACAAUGCGCCACUUGAUUAAUUUAAAGAUGUUGCCAGAUUAAUUAGUAUGCGAUUCAGUGGAUCUUUGCACUAAGCUCCACCCCUUGGAUAUUGUUGCUAAGGUCACGUUUAAAACUGUUCUGUGUUUCAACUUUCUGCACUUACAGGCUUAAAAUUCAUAGCUCUUGUCAAGUAUUAAGAAGUGAAAGAAUUUGAUAUAGAAUAAUGUAUUUGAUUAUUCUUUAAUUAUUGUCUACAACUAAAUCAAUAUUUUUUUAAACAGUGGUUUUUGCUAUGUAGAUGAAAAAGCAAUAAAAUUUAUCAUAAAAU
This is a messenger RNA of Anneissia japonica, 2717 nucleotides long. RefSeq names its product mismatch repair endonuclease PMS2-like. Gene Ontology annotation, cellular component: MutLalpha complex. The transcript is spliced from 21 exons. The record is from RefSeq and is a predicted model, not a curated record. Gene Ontology annotation, biological process: mismatch repair. Gene Ontology annotation, molecular function: ATP-dependent DNA damage sensor activity; ATP binding; mismatched DNA binding. The coding region runs from base 221 to 2449 and encodes 742 amino acids. NCBI's taxonomy places the organism in Eukaryota, Metazoa, Echinodermata, Crinoidea, Comatulida, Comatulidae.